CCAGCCGCAAUGGAUCACCAUAAGCCAUUCUGCGUAUUGCUAGUGCUGCUGCUAUAUGGAAGUCUACCGGCAUACGGUACCAUAUCUCCCAAGGUCAUCGCCCUGCAGCAAGUGCUCUCCAGCGAGCUACAGACACUGGAACGUAACGCACUGCUUACGGGUCCGUUGCACGUCGAAUCAUCCUCCGAUGGAAGUGCGAUUAGUCGUCUCCGAAGAACGUUUCACGAAUUCGAACGUCAAAAUCAGGAAAGUAUUACCGCGAUUUUGAGGGUGCUGGCACUGAUCGAUCAUACGCUGGAGAACACCAUUCAGGACUGUGAAAAAGUGUUCCAACUUCCGUCGCUCUACAGUGAGAAUGUAUUGUUUCGCGACGUUACCCGACCGCUGCUGCUGCUGGUGGAACAGCUCUGUCAGCAGGUUACCUUGAAGGACUUUGCCCAUAUAGAGUCGUCGUUGGAGGCGGUAGAACUGGCGGCCACCCAUUACCGAUCCCGGUUGGAUGAGACGAAACGCAGCAUGCAGGUUGUGUUCAACGAGCUGGAUCACAUUAUGGGAACGUUCUCAGCCCCAUUACAGCUAAAUGCGCUGUACGAUCAAAUGGAACAGGUAAAUGCAACAAUCCGUAGUUUGAUUGCAAGUGCGACAGUCAGCUUGCUCGAUAGGCAAUACGCUAUCAGUGACAUGAUUCUUCCCACAUCCGAGGGGAGUAACGAUAUGUUUGUGAUUGUUGAGAGCUUUAUGACGUUUUUGGCGAACGAAACCGGUAUUUUGUCGGAGGAUCUAGCCGAACAGCUGGACGAUUGGUUCAAUGAAACGACGAACUUGAUUAACAUCGUAGCGGAAGAAGUGUCUGCCAUACCGCAAACGCUAAUGGAAGCUCCUAUCGAAGCGUUUCUGAGGCAGGAAAGCUCACUCAAAUGUUUGGCGGAGUACAACAACAAAAACGCUGUGGAGAAAAUGUGGAUUGGAUUGGAUCGAAUUCUGCAGUGCUUCCACAUUGGUAACGACACCGAGCGCCCGUUUGACAUGGCGAAACAAUUACUCAGCUUAGCGGACAGGGACAUUCAGCUCACUUUGGAAGAGAUUUUGGAGUGCCAUCAGAGCACCUUGCGCGUCGGUUACGAUGCGAAGGUUUAUGAUGAGAUGGCAAGCUGCUACGAAAUGUCCAAACCGAUUCUAGAAGCAAUGCAGGAGUAUGUUGACUCGAAGAUGGAUGAGAUUUACUUUCAUGUUGAGCUUUCAAUGUACUUUAACGAGCUUAAAAUGGAAUCGUGCGUUUACUAUCGGGCGAGAGAGAUGAUGUUGGACGUGUCCGAGGUCAACCAGCGCUAUCGAAGGUGUAACGAAGAAGGCCAAAUAGAGUUCUAA
Messenger RNA from Anopheles merus, 1368 nucleotides. RefSeq lists its product as uncharacterized. The transcript has 3 exons. The coding region runs from base 10 to 1368 and encodes 452 amino acids. Lineage: Eukaryota; Metazoa; Arthropoda; Insecta; Diptera; Culicidae. The record is from RefSeq and is a predicted model, not a curated record.